UUCUAUCCAUUCGAACAAGUGUGUUAAACGUAGUCUAAGACGUAAAUUUAUCAAGGAUAGAACUACCUAUCUGUCGCGUAGUAUCUCACUCUCUAUAUAAUAAAUAUCAAAUUUUAAGAAAAAAAAAAAAACAAAAAAAUCCUUUAAACUAUAUUCUUCCUUAAUAGACACGGCUUAAAAAUCGCAUUUAAACUAAAAUAUAAAUAAAAAAAAAAACUUUUCUUAAAAUCCUUAAAUUAAGUGUAUAAGUUUGAUAUAUAAAAAAAUCCUAAAAAAAUCCUUUCUAAAAGCUAAACAAAUAAAUAAUAUUCAAAGACAAUCUGCUUUUCCCACGCGAUACAGUUGUAUUCACAAACAUUAACAAGCCUGAUGUGAAAGUCCGAAAUAUUAAAAUUCAAAAUGUCAAACUCCUUGUUUUUGGAUGAAUCUAAUGGAAAUGGGCUUUUUGCUGGGAAAACACAUCAAGGAACAAACUUAAGCAUAAAUAGCUCCCUACCGACAUCGACUUCUAAUGAAGAUCUUAGUCAGAGUCUAUCGGAGUAUACGGAUGCAGAUGAGAGUAUGUCGGCCCCAACUGAGUUUUUGGCAGAGUUCCUUUCCGCUGUAAUGUUGAAAGACUAUAAAAAAGCCUUAAAAUACUGUAAAUUAAUUUUACAGUAUGAACCAAACAAUGCAACAGCUAAGGAGUUCCAUCCCUUAAUUGUAGAGAAACUUAAAGGUGAAGCCUUAAGUGACAGCGAUGAAAACUACAACAAAUCAUCAUCCCCCGAAAUGGCUUUAGAUCAAUCCGAAGAGGAUGUUUCAAAUGGCAGUGAAGAAUCAAGUGAAUCGAAUCAAAUCGAAGAUGCUGACGGUGAUUGUGACAAUUCAUCGGGAGGUGAAAUUGCCGAUGGCAGCCGUCGUUCAAGCUCAAGAAGCAGUGGCCUUGCUGGUGAAAGUAUUAGUGACUCAGAAGAUGUUAUAAGUAGUGAUGAUUUGGAGGACAAUAAUUUGUGUGUAUUGAAUUCACGUAAUUCCUCCAGUACUGGAGGAAGUCGCAGUCGCAGUGACAACACAACACAUUCAUAUUCUAGUUUGUUGCUGGAAGAAGAAGACGACAUUGUACCUAAUACAUUGCAUCUAUCAAAGGAACUGUCAAAUCAUGAUUUGGAUAUAAGCAAUGGAAAUAAGGUUAAUUCAACAUCAUGCAGUGACUCAGAAUCUCCAACAGAGCCUCUCACUCAACGAUUGGCCGCCAUUUUACGUUCCAAAUGUGGUGUAAAUGAUGGCAACUAAGAAACAAAAAUCCAUCUUUCAAACAAGACUUCCAUAUGAUUUUGAUAUUAUAUCCAAAAACAACAAAACUUAGCAAAAUCCGGAAACGAACAAAGUACAUAAAGGUCUAACCAAAAAAAAAUUCAAAACAAACGAAAAAAAUUAAUUAAUUUCUUUUUUAAUUUUUAAAUGUCAAGUUAUCCUUUUGUAGACUUUUCAAGUCUACACAUUUUAAAAAACGUCAAAUCAAAAAUACCUAAACAUGCAUUGACAUUUGGAGAGAAUUGCAAUAAAUGGAGUAUAAAUGUUGUAAGUUUCUAACCACACUAUAUUGUAUUUUUAUUAAAAAAUAAGACUUUGAUGGAUUAAAAAAAACAAAAUAAACUAUGUUAAACAUAUCGUACAAAGGUAUAUGAAACGAAAGAGAGUAUGUCAAACAAGAAAACAGAUGAUUUUAAAUAAAAAUUUAAAAGAAAAAACGAGAAGCUGGAAUAUGUUAGCUUGGAUGUGUCUCAUACAUUGCACAUAUACCCUGUUAAACAUUAAAAAAUAGAACCCUAUAUAUAUAUACAUAUAUAUAUAUAUUUAUACUAUAAAGAAAAAAAAUGUAAACACAAAACAUUCAUAUACAUAAAUGUAAGUUAAAUGUAAUUUUUUGAAACAUAUACGAAACUUAGAGAAAUAAAAACAAAUAAAAUAAAAAAAAAAAAAACAUUAUAAGAAAAAUGUAGACUUUAGGAUUUAUGUAUAAGUCUUAUUAACCUCUACAUAUUUAUAUGUGUCUAUACAUACAGACGGUCCAAAAUGUCCUUUUGUUGCUAUUCAUUAUUAAUUUAUUUUAGUUUUCUAAAUUUGAAGAAAUAAAUCUUAAAAAAUUUGUUUAUUUUUUAUUUUUCAACUCUAUAUUAAAAAUUAUACUCGAAUAUACCCUUUAUUUUAAAAUUGAUACAGAAAAGAAACUGCAAAAUCAGAAAAAAAUAUAUAACAUUUUGUGCAAUAAUAUAACAAAACAACUUGAAAGAAAUAACAAUAACAUUAUUAUUAUUAUUAUAAUUAUAUCUAUUUUUAAAAUUUAUUAAUAUAUAUAUUAUAUAAUAUUUAAAAUAUAACGUACUAAGAAUAUAACGAAAGACUUAUUAUCAACUGAUUUGUAUAAAAAAACAAAAACGAAAUGUGUUUGAAACUUAUUUUAUUUUUUAAUAAAAUGAAACGCUAAGCUAUACGAAAGAAGAUGAGCGGGGAAAUUAUUGUGUUUUUCUUGAAAACUAUCUAAAGUUAAGUGUAAUUAAAUCUCAAAGACGUUUAUUAUUUACAAAUUAAGACUUUGGUUCUAUAAAAUCUGCAUAAUGGACCAAGAUUCAACAGCAAAUAUUAAAAAAACCUAAAUUUAGCAUGGUACCUACUCAGUUAAUAACAGAAAAGUUAUUCCUCAAAAAUACAGGGUGUAGAAGAAAUUUUAUUCUUUGUAAGUGUGCUUUAAAUUUUUUAAUAUCUUUUUUGCCUGCUCAAAUAUUAAUUUUUAAGCUUUUCAUU
Molecule: messenger RNA, 2787 nt
Organism: Episyrphus balteatus (marmalade hoverfly)
Lineage: Eukaryota; Metazoa; Arthropoda; Insecta; Diptera; Syrphidae
Exons: 7
Coding region: 400-1275 (291 amino acids)
Molecular function (GO): protein binding
Source: RefSeq, a predicted model, not a curated record